GUGCCAGUAAUGCUCAGAACCCACCUUCUUCUGGGCCUUCAGGCCUUCCGUCGUCUUUGCAAAGUCCACUGCCUCGGCCACAUCAAAUGGCUUUGCCAACAAGUCCUCCUAUUUCUCCACCAAAUAACUUGAAUAGUCACUGCCCUCCAUCUUUACCUCCUUCAAUGGCCAGGCAGGAGGGGAUCCCUGGUUCAAAUCCAUUGAACACCAACUUGCCACAGCAACUUGCAAGUGAACCCCCAGGUCCUGGGUUUUCUUCUCAGUAUGGAAAUUAUGGUCCUCCAAUGGCAGGGGCACAGCUGUCUUAUCCAAGUGGCCUUCCCUCUGGUCCAGCUCAGUUAGCUGGACCACAGCAGAGGAAACUUGAUCCAGAUUCCAUUCCAAGCCCAAUUCAAGUAAUUGAAAAUGAUAAAGUUUCCAGAGGAGGUCAGAUCUAUGCUACCAAUAUCAGAGGUCAAGUCCCUCCUCUUGUUACAACAGAUUGUGUGAUCCAAGAUCAAGGUAAUGCCAGUCCACGUUACAUUCGAUGUACCUCUUACUGCUUUCCUUCAUCUUCUGACCUAGCAAAACAGGCUCAGAUUCCAUUAGCUGCUAUCAUCAAACCUUUUGCUGAUAUUCCAGCAAAUGAGACCCCACUUUAUCUGGUAAACCAUGGGGAGACCGGACCAAUUCGAUGCAAUCGGUGCAAAGCUUACAUGUGUCCCUUUAUGCAGUUCAUUGAGGGAGGAAGAAAAUAUCAGUGUGGGUUUUGUAACUGCAUGAAUGAUGUUCCUCCAUUCUAUUUUCAACAUCUGGAUCACAUUGGUAGAAGAAUAGACCACUAUGAAAGACCGGAACUGUCACUUGGAUCAUAUGAGUAUGUUGCUACUUUAGAUUAUUGCAAGGACAACAAACUGCCCCGGCCACCAGCCUAUAUUUUUAUGAUUGAUGUGUCAUACAAUAACAUAAAAAGUGGUAUUGUUAAGCUCAUUUGUGAAGAACUAAAAACUGUGCUAAACAGACUUCCAAAGGAGGAACAAGAAGUUUCAACAAUUCGAGUUGGAUUUGUCACUUACAAUAAAGUCCUUCAUUUCUUCAAUGUAAAAAGCACUCUCGCACAGCCUCAAAUGAUGGUAGUCACUGAUGUCAGUGAAGUGUUUGUACCUUUGUUGGAUGGCUUCCUUGUCAACUUCCAAGAGUCACAGUCUGUUAUUAAUAACUUGCUGGACCAGAUUCCUGAGAUGUUUGGAGAAACAAAUGAGAGCGAGACAGUCUUUGCUCCUGUGAUCCAGGCAGGCAUGGAAGCACUCAAGGCAGCGGAGUGCACUGGAAAACUGUUUAUCUUCCACUCUUCAUUGCCAACUGCAGAGGCACCAGGGAAGCUGAAGAACAGAGAUGACAGAAAAUUGGUCAAUACAGAAAAAGAGAAGAUGCUGUUUCAGCCCCAGACAAAUACUUACGAGGCCUUGGCCAAAGACUGUGUUGCUAACGGCUGUUGUGUAGAUUUGUUCCUUUUCCCAAACCAGUAUGCAGAUAUAGCUUCCAUGGGCCUUGUGACUUUGCAUACUGGAGGAACACUGUACAAGUACAACAAUUUUCAGAUACAUUCUGAUAGUCAUCAGUUUCUGAAUGACCUGAGGAAGGAUAUAGAAAAAAAAGUGGGCUUUGAUGCUAUUAUGAGAGUUCGAACUAGCACAGGUUUUAGAGCAACAGACUUCCUGGGAGCUAUUUUCAUGAACAACACCACAGAUGUUGAGCUGGCAGCAAUAGACUGUGACAAAGCCGUGACUGUGGAGUUCAAGCAUGAUGAUAAACUGAGUGAAGAUGGUGGGGCUUUAAUCCAGUGUGCAGUCCUUUAUACAUCCAUGACUGGUCAAAGACGUCUGCGCGUACAUAACCUUGGACUCAACUGUAGUUCCCAGUUAGCUGAUGUCUACAAGAGCUGUGAGACUGAUGCCCUAGUAAAUUUCUUUGCAAAAUCAGCUUAUAAAGCCAUUCUCAGCCAGCCCUUGAAGACUGUCCGUGAGAUCCUGGUGAAUCAAACAGCUCGCAUGUUGGCGUGUUACCGAAAGAACUGUGCUACCCCAUCUGCAGUGAGCCAGCUUAUCCUUCCUGAUGCAAUGAAGGUGCUUCCUGUCUACAUGAAUUGCCUUCUGAAAAGCUGUGUGCUGCUGGGCAAGUCCGAAAUUCCCACAGAUGAAAGAACUUUUCACAGACAGCUGGUCAUGUCAAUGGAUGUUGCUGGCACUCAACUUUUAUUCUACCCACAGCUUCUGCCAAUUCACUCUAUGGAUGUAAAUAAAGAUGCAGCUCCUCCUGCUGUUCGCUGCUCGGAGGAACGUCUGUCUGAAGGAGGAGUAUUCCUACUGGCAAAUUCUCUACACAUGUUUCUGUGGCUCGGAGUCAGUGCCCCACCAGAACUUGUCCAAGGGAUAUUUAAUGUGCCUUCCUUUGCACAUGUCAGCACUGAGGCUACACGUCUUCCAGAACUGGAUAAUCCCUACUCUUCAAAACUGAGAUCUAUAAUAGAUCAGCUCCAAAGCAAAACACCUUAUUCCAUGAAGAUCCUCAUUGUGAAGCAAAGAGAGCAGACAGAGAUGGUUUUCAAACAGUUCUUGGUUGAAGACAAGAACAUCUAUGGAGGAGCUUCUUAUGUGGACUUCUUAUGUUGUGUUCAUAAAGAAAUAUGUCAGCUUCUCAACUAAUGGAUGCUUUGAUGUUAGUUCUCUCUGCAUUUGUUCAGAACCUAUUCAAGAAUGGCCAACCACCACAAGGUGCUUUAUACUGCUACCUUAUUGUACAGUUUCUAAUUUCAUAGAUUAGUGCCCUGUUUCAUAAUAAUGUAGCCACCUACAUUUAUGUAGACUAGGCAAGUAUGUGCUCAGGUAUAACUCCUAUGGGAGAGCCUUUAUCCUUCUUUAAAAGGAAGUAAGUUUCUAGUGGCGAGGUUUGGAAUCCUGGAACCUGUGUAAAACAUGUGGUUCUCAUUUCAUAAAUUUUAAUAAAUUGCAAAGCAUUAAGUCCUGUUAUGUAUGAUUUGUAUUACUCAUGUAAUUUUUUUGGUUCUUGUUACUGUACAUUCUGGCCUAUUAACUUUUUUUCUGCUAGCUCACAUUUAAUGUACAGUAUAGACUGAAUAAGUUGCUUGGACAAAUAGUGAAAUGUCUCUACCAAAAAGAAAAGAAGUCCAGUUGCCAUGACUCAACCUCCAGACAUUUAAUGUACAGUAUAGACUGAAUAAGUUGCUUGGACAAAUAGUGAAAUGUCUCUACCAAAAAGAAAAGAAGUCCAGUUGCCAUGACUCAACCUCCAGACAUUUAAUGUACAGUAUAGACUGAAUAAGUUGCUUGGACAAAUAGUGAAAUGUCUCUACCAAAAAGAAAAGAAGUCCAGUUGCCAUGACUCAACCUCCAGACAUUUAAUGUACAGUAUAGACUGAAUAAGUUGCUUGGACAAAUAGUGAAAUGUCUCUACCAAAAAGAAAAGAAGUCCAGUUGCCAUGACUCAACCUCCAGACAUUUAAUGUACAGUGUUUUUUGCGCUUUUCAUUAUUUUGCAUGCUAUGGUGCUCUGUGACAUGGCUUGCAAAAUAGUGGACUAUCAGCCCCAGCAAAAUAGCCAAAGACUGGGGCCACUGGAAAUUGUGGCUUUCCAGGUAUAACUGGCCUAUAUGUGCCUCCCACUCACCUGUUGAUUUUGUAAAUAAUUUUAAAAUUAAUUCUUUUUUGUAGUUUACUUAAGGGGAAUAAGAAGGAAGGAAGCCAAUUUUUCUGGGGUUGAUUCAUUUUUUUUACAUGCAGUUUUUAUUUUGGCAGAAAAUCUUUUUGUGUUGACCAUGCCCAGAUGCAGCCUCAACAUAUUCCACAAGGUCAUUCACCCAAAGCUUUGUUAACAUACUCCACGCUCCCAUUACUGUACACGAGCCAAAGCAGUUGAGUUGUAACAUUUUCUCUAUGAGACAACAUUAAGGGAUUUGUGAUUCUUUGGUUUAGAACGUAGCAAAAUUUAAUGCCUUGCAAAAAACUAGGUAGCAACUGCUAUUACUAGAAUGACUGUUGGAGUAAAUGAACAUUUAAACAUUUAAACGUGUACAACAUACUAACUUUCAAGACUUCAAGACUACCACUUCAAAAAUACUAUUGUUACUUUAUUCCCAAAAUAAAAUUCUUUAUUUGACUAAGGCA
Python bivittatus (Burmese python) is the source of this 4163-nucleotide messenger RNA. NCBI's taxonomy places the organism in Eukaryota, Metazoa, Chordata, Lepidosauria, Squamata, Pythonidae. The record is from RefSeq and is a predicted model, not a curated record.